Molecule: messenger RNA, 2006 nt
Organism: Humulus lupulus (European hop)
Lineage: Eukaryota; Viridiplantae; Streptophyta; Magnoliopsida; Rosales; Cannabaceae
Product: 4-coumarate--CoA ligase 1-like
Exons: 5
Coding region: 127-1773 (548 amino acids)
Molecular function (GO): CoA-ligase activity
Source: RefSeq, a predicted model, not a curated record
UUGUCCUCCAUAGCUCCUUGGGGCAGCCAUUUCCCAUAACACUCAAGAUCGAUCGAAGCAAAGCUCAAUUCUUUCUAAUUUUCUUCAUCUUCUUCGAAUUCUCAUCUCUUUCUCUCAAGUCUCAAAAUGGCAGUGGUUAACGAAACAAAGCAACAAGACAUAAUAUUUCGGUCAAAGCUUCCCGAUAUCUACAUCCCAAAACAUCUUCCUCUACACACGUAUUGCUUAGCCAACAAAACUGAGCACGAGUUAUCUCAUCCCUGCCUCAUCUACGGCCCCACUGGCCAGGUCUACACCUAUGCCGAAGUCGACCUCACCGCCCGAAAAGUCGCCUCCGGCCUCAACAAGAUCGGCGUCAAACAAGGCGACGUGGUAAUGGUGCUGCUGCCAAACUCACCGGAGUACGUGCUGACCUUCUUGGGCGCUUCAUAUCGGGGCGCUAUGACCACAGCCGCCAACCCUUUCUUCACGGCUGCGGAGAUUCAAAAACAGGCCAAGGCCUCGAAGACGAAGCUUAUUGUCACUCAAGCUUCUUACUACGACAAAGUGAAGGAUUUGGAACAGGAAGGAGAUAACAAAGCCAUCAAAUUCGUAUGCGUUGACUCACCGGUUCCUGAAGGUUGGUUCCACUUCUCGGAGCUAUCUGGGGCCGAUGAAAACGACAUGCCGGAGGUGAACAUAAGCCCAGACGACGUCGUUGCGCUGCCUUACUCGUCGGGGACGACGGGGCUGCCCAAAGGGGUGAUGCUGACGCACAAGGGUCUGGUGACUAGCGUGGCGCAACAGGUCGAUGGUGAGAACCCAAACUUGUUCUACAGCAAGGACGACGUCAUUCUAUGCGUGCUGCCUCUGUUCCACAUCUACUCGCUGAACUCGGUCAUGCUUUGCAGCCUCCGGGCUGGGGCGGCGAUCCUGAUUAUGCCCAAGUUCGAGAUUGGUUUGCUGCUUGGGCUGAUAGAGAGGUACAAGGUGAGCGUGGCACCCAUCGUGCCGCCGAUUGUUCUGGCCAUCGCCAAGUACCCGGAUCUCGACAAGUACGACUUGUCGUCCUUGAAGGUGCUCAAGAGUGGUGGAGCACCGCUGGGGAAGGAGCUUGAGGACACGGUCAGAACCAAGUUUCCCAACGUCACGUUAGGCCAGGGAUACGGAAUGACAGAGGCAGGGCCAGUGCUAACGAUGUCGUUGGCGUUCGCGAAGGAGGCUUUUGAUGUCAAAGCAGGGGCUUGUGGAACUGUCGUAAGGAAUGCAGAGAUGAAAAUAGUUGACCCUGAAACUGGUUCCUCUUUGCCACGUAACCAGCCUGGAGAGAUUUGCAUUAGGGGUGACCAAAUCAUGAAAGGCUAUUUGAACGACCCAGAAUCAACAAAGAAUACAAUAGACAAAGAAGGAUGGCUACACACAGGAGAUAUAGGGUUUGUGGAUGAUGAUGAUGAACUCUUCAUUGUUGAUCGAUUAAAGGAGCUUAUCAAGUACAAAGGCUUUCAGGUUGCCCCUGCUGAGCUCGAAGCUUUGCUUCUUACUCACCCCAACAUCUCUGAUGCUGCUGUUGUCCCAAUGAAGGAUGAAGCAGCUGGGGAGGUUCCUGUUGCUUUUGUGGUGCGCUCAAAUAGUUCCCAGGUCACUGAGGAUGAAGUUAAGCAAUUUAUUUCUAAACAGGUUGUGUUCUACAAGAGAAUAAAUCGAGUUUUUUUCAUCGAAGCCAUUCCCAAGUCACCAUCAGGAAAAAUCUUGCGCAAGGACUUGAGAGCAAAACUUGCUUCUGGCAAUCUUUAAAAUGAGAAUAUAAUGAAAUCUACCAAUUUCUUUCCACAAUAUUGAAAUCUACUCAUCAUCAACAUUACAUAUCCAAGUCCAAUCCCUUUUCCACCUCCACCUCCACCUCCAUCUCAACCCCAUUUAUAUAUUAUUCACUAUUCACUUCAAUUGAGAAAGAAUGUUAAUAAACCCUUUGUUAUCAAGAAAUGUAAUUUCUUAAAUAUAUAUAUGUUUAAUUUUUAUGAUUUUUU